Molecule: messenger RNA, 4721 nt
Organism: Mobula hypostoma (lesser devil ray)
Lineage: Eukaryota; Metazoa; Chordata; Chondrichthyes; Myliobatiformes; Myliobatidae
Product: glutaryl-CoA dehydrogenase, mitochondrial-like
Exons: 11
Coding region: 133-1458 (441 amino acids)
Biological process (GO): fatty-acyl-CoA biosynthetic process; fatty acid beta-oxidation using acyl-CoA dehydrogenase
Cellular component (GO): mitochondrial inner membrane
Molecular function (GO): flavin adenine dinucleotide binding; glutaryl-CoA dehydrogenase activity; fatty-acyl-CoA binding
Source: RefSeq, a predicted model, not a curated record
CAUCAGGUGUUCUUUCCGGCGGAGGGUCGGGGGUUGUUGGUUCUGUGUCCCGUUUCAGGAAUUCGGCGUGAAGGGAUCCCGCGGGGAAUCACUGCAGCUCAGACCUGACCUGUGCUAGCGCUAGCAUCUGCCAUGGCCCUGAUCGAAGUAACUCGGAAGCUCCUGAACAGGCUCCCGACAGCCGCCAGUUCCUUUCGGACGCAGGGGACGGCGAAGGCACUAAGAGAGAAAAAUGAAAGAUUUGAAGAGACGAAAACCUCAAAGUCAGCGGCUGGUGUCCAGUUUGACUGGCGAGAUGCCCUAAAUCUGGAGGGUCAACUCACAGAAGAGGAGAUCCUGAUUCGAGACUCGUUCCGUGCAUAUUGCCAGACAAAGCUGAUGCCCAGGAUUCUCAUGGCAAACCGAAAUGAAGUGUUUCACCGUGAAAUUGUGCAUGAGAUGGGUGAGCUGGGAGUACUGGGCUCCACAAUUAAAGGCUAUGGUUGUGCAGGGACCUCCUAUGUGUCCUAUGGACUAAUCGCACGGGAAGUCGAACGGGUAGACAGUAGUUAUCGCUCUGUGAUGAGUGUCCAGUCCUCCCUUGUCAUGUAUCCAAUUGCUGCCUAUGGUACAGAAGACCAGAAGCAACGGUACCUUCCAAAGCUAGCCAAAGGGGAACUGUUAGGUUGCUUUGGUCUAACAGAACCAAACCACGGAAGUGAUCCUUCAAGCAUGGAAACCAGGGCGAGGUUCAACACUAGUAGUAACACCUACACACUAAAUGGAUCAAAGACCUGGAUUACUAACUCCCCCAUGGCUGACAUCUGUGUGGUCUGGGCCAAGUGUGACGAUAGGAAAGUACGUGGCUUCCUGCUGGAGAAGGGGAUGAAGGGCCUGACCAUGCCAAAGAUCGAAGGCAAGUUCUCAUUGCGGGCCUCGUCCACUGGGAUGAUUCUGAUGGAGGACGUUGAGGUUCCUGCUGAAAAUCUGCUUCCCAAUGUAGUGGGACUCCGGGGUCCCUUUGGGUGUUUGAACAACGCACGGUAUGGAAUUGCCUGGGGUGCCCUGGGAGCUGCUGAGUUCUGUCUGGAAACAGCUCGGCAGUAUGCACUGGAUAGGAUUCAGUUUGGCGUUCCUCUUGCUCGUAACCAGCUUAUCCAGAAGAAACUGGCAGACAUGUUAACUGAGAUCACACUGGGGCUCCAUGCAUGUGUGCAGCUCGGGCGUUUAAAGGAUGAAGAUAAAGCCACGCCUGAAAUGAUCUCAAUGUUAAAACGGAAUUCCUGUGGGAAGGCUCUGGAUAUUGCCCGGCAAGCUCGUGACAUGCUGGGCGGGAAUGGCAUUUCCGACGAGUACCAUGUGAUUCGGCAUGUCAUGAAUCUGGAGGCAGUGAACACAUAUGAAGGUACUCAUGAUAUCCACGCGCUGAUUCUUGGAAAAGCAAUCACGGGUCUGCAGUCCUUCACUAUAGAGAAAUGAUCCCAAUUGUUCAACAAAGUGACUAAUGGAAAAACAACAUCUUGACAGUUGUUUGUGUGUAGAGCCAUAUCUCUGGGUAAGAUGGGUUAUUCCAUGUACUGACUUCUGUCAGCUCUCUAAACACUAUUUUGCUGUAGAACCAUGAAGCAAUGUGCAUAUUUGAAAGAGCUUGGUGAUCCAUUGCUGCUCUCCUCCGGUAUUUAUUUAGUUUAUUGUACUAUUAAAGAUAUUUACAUUGUGCUUGUUUUACUUCCUAACCUGUUGUAACUUUGAAACAAAAGUCUCAUCAACUCCCUGUUUGGCACUGGAUUUAAAUUAAAUAUUUACUGUACAGAAACAUCACAAUGGCAGCCAUCUGACAGCCGUGUUGGUCCUUUAAUUGGAGCUUUGAAUGCUCCAAUCAUGUUUCCCUCUUCUCUGUAACCUUCUGUCUUUCAAAAUAAAUAUUCCAGGCAGUAGGCAUUUGAAUUCAUAAACACGAGAUUCUGCAGAUGCUGGAAAUCCAGAGCAAUGCACACUAAAUGCUGAUGGAAUUAAGCAGGUUAGGCAGCAUCUAUGGAGGGGAAUAAACAAAUGUUUCAGGCCUGAAGAAAGGUAUGGACCCAAAAUAUCACUGCUUAUUCCCCUCCGUAGAUGUUGCCAUCCUGUUGAGUCCCUUCAGUAUUUUGCGUGUUACUCUAGGCAUUUAAAUUCUACUGCUUUUGAGCAAAUAAUUUGGAAGAAAUUAAUGUUUGGAUGGUAGAUGAGAAGGAACUUAAUUGGAUUUUUUUAAAAAAAUGCAUCCACAUUCUUGUUGUCAGAUUCACAAGAUCACAAGACAAAGGAGCAGAAGUAGGCCAUUCGGCCCAUCGAGUCUGCUCCACCACUCCACCAUGAGCUAAACUAUUCUCCCAUCUAGUUCCAAUUUCUGGCUUUAUCCCCAUAUUCCUUGAUACCCUGACUAAUUAGAUACCUAUCAAUCUCCUUCUUAAACACCCUCAACGAUCGGACCUCCACAGCUGUAUGUGGCAACGAAUUCCAUAAAUCCACGACCCUCUGGCUCAAAAAUUUCUCCUCAUCUCUGUUUUAAAUGGGCACCCUCUAAUUCCAAGACUGUGGCCUCUUGUCUUGGACUCACCCACCAAGGGAAACAGCCUUUCCACAUCUACUCUGUCCAACCCUUUCAAUAUUCGAAAUGUUCCUGAGAUCCCCUUUCAUUCUUCUAUACUCUAAUGAAUACAGUCCUAGAGCUGACAAACGCUCCUCAUAUGUUGGCCCCUGCAUUCCAGGAAUCAUCCUCGUAAAUCAUCUCUGAACUCUCUCCAACAUCAGUACAUCCCUUCUAAGAUAGGGGGCCCAAAACUGCACACAGUAUUCCAAAUGAGGUCUCACCAGUGCCCCAUAGAGCCUCAUCAACACCUCCUUACUCUUAUACACUAUUCCUCUUGAAAUGAAUGCCAACAUAGCAUUCGCUUUCCUUACUGCCGAUCCAACCUGGUGGUUAACCUUUAGGGUAUCCUGCACGAGGACCCCCAAGUCCCUUUGCACUUCCGAUUUUUGAAUUUUCUCCCCAUCUAAGUAAUAAUCUGCCUAAUUAUUUCUUCUUCCAAAAUGUACAACCGUACAUUUCUCAACAUUGUAUCUCAUCUGCCAUUUCUUUGCCCACUCUCCUAAACUGACCGUUUCUUCAACACUUCCUGCUCCUCCACCUAUCUUGGUGUCAUCCAGAAACUUAGCCACAAAACCAUUUAAUCCAUAAUCUAAAUCAUUGAUAUACAUUGUAAAAAGAAGUGGCCCCAACACCGACCCCUGCGGAACACCAGUAGUAACCGACAACCAAUCAGAAUAGGAUCCCUUUAUUCCCACCCUUUGCUUUCUGCCUAUCAGCCAAUGCUCCACCCAUUCCAAUAUCUUUCCUGUAAUUCCAUAGGCUCGCAUCUUAUUAAGCAGCCUCUUAUGUGGCACCUUAUCAAAGGCCUUUUGAAAAUCCAAAUACACAACAUCCACAGCCUCUCCCUUGUCAAUCUUAUUUGAGAUUAUCUCAAAAAAUUCCAAUAGGUUGGUGAGGCAGGAUCUUCCCUUCAUGAAACCAUACUGGCUUGGGCCUAUCUUGUCAUGCACCUUGAGGUAUUUCAUAACCUCGUCCUUGAGGAUCGACUCCAAUAACUUUGGAACUACUGAUGUCAGACUAAUAGGUCUGUAAUUUUCUUUUGCUGCCUCCCUCCUUUCUUAAACGGCAGAACUAUAUUUGCAACAUUACAGUCCUCUGGAACCAUACCAGGUUGUUAAAAAUGCUUUUGUAAUGCCUUGAAAUUUACUUCAAUUCUGAAUCUUUUAAACUAUCAGAUCUCCUCAUUUUUUGUACAGGAUGUCAAGAGUUUGAUCACAAAUGAAAUCACCAGAGAAUAUGAAUUUUCAUUCUCUCCAUGCUAUACCAGGCAACUGCUUUAAACUACCCAUUAUAUGCCUCUUAAUUUGUGCCUUCACUUAUAUUAAAUAUGUACACCUGGUUGCCCUUGAACACAAGUUAUAAAUUGCAUUGCUUCCUCUUACAUGUUUAUAACAUGGGGGAGGUGUCACUUAACUGUUAAUAGAUUUUCGAUUGCACAUAAAAACUGAGACUAAUUCCAAUCAAAGGAACAAACUGUUGUCCCAUGGUAACAAACCUAGAUUGCCACAGACUGCUGGACCUAAUUGUAGGAAACUGUGGCCAUCGUUUUCUAAAUCAUUGGUUUAUAAUGCAGUGGAUGGGGCAAGAGGAAAUUGCAUUAAUUGCUCCUCUUAUUUAUCCCUUCCCCAUCCCAAAGCUCUUAGUUAUAAAUUUCCAUAUAAUAAUGGCAGGUGCCUGGUAGCAUAGCGGUUAGUAUGACACUUGCAGCUUCGGGUGUUGGAGUUAAUUCCAGCAACUUCUGUAAGGAAUAUGUAUGUUUCCCCUGUGAUCGUUUGGGUUUCUACUGGUUUCCUCCCACAGUCUUGAGACCUGCUGGUUAGUAGGUUAAUUGGUCAUUGUACAUUGUCCCAUGAUUAGAUUAGUGUAAAACAGGGAGGUUGCUGGGCAGUACAGCUUAUUGGGCUGGAAGGGCCUGUUCUGCACUGUAUCUCUAAAUAAAAUUUUUAAAAUAAAUAAGGGAAGAGAACUAUUUCUGAAAGUGUAAAUCAUUCUGGUCUAGAAUCACAAUGAAGGGAGCUCUUAUUGAGCCAGUUUGAUUCCAUGUUGGACGUGGAAAGGCAGGUUUAUGUUUUUCUAGAUGUAGAUGUGGUUGGCAAGACCACUAAUCAUUCUU